Messenger RNA from Trichoderma gamsii, 1620 nucleotides. RefSeq names its product phosphoacetylglucosamine mutase. The transcript is spliced from 2 exons. The coding region runs from base 1 to 1620 and encodes 539 amino acids. Gene Ontology annotation, biological process: UDP-N-acetylglucosamine biosynthetic process; carbohydrate metabolic process. Gene Ontology annotation, molecular function: phosphoacetylglucosamine mutase activity; magnesium ion binding. The record is from RefSeq and is a predicted model, not a curated record. NCBI's taxonomy places the organism in Eukaryota, Fungi, Ascomycota, Sordariomycetes, Hypocreales, Hypocreaceae.
AUGGAUGACAGCAAGUUUCUCGAGGCCUCGGCCAAACACCCCAUCGUCGAGAACCACGUCUACAAAUAUGGCACUGCGGGCUUCCGCAUGAAGGCCGACCUGCUGCCCGGCGUCUCGUUCCGCGUCGGCCUCAUUGCCGGGCUGCGCAGCCGCAAGCUCAACGGCCAGGCAAUUGGCGUCAUGAUCACCGCCAGCCACAACCCGGCCGCCGACAAUGGCGUCAAGAUUGUCGACCCCAUGGGCGAGAUGCUGGAGCAGGACUGGGAGUCGCACGCCACGCUGCUGGUCAAUGCGCCCACGCACGAGGAGCUGCUCGAGACGUACAAGAACCUGGCCUCGCAGCUCAAGAUCGACCUGAGCUCGCCCGGCCGCGUCGUCUACGGUCGUGACACCCGCCCCUCGGGCCACAGCCUUGCCGCUGCCCUGGCCGACGCCCUCGAGGCCACCAACACCGAGUACACCGACUUCAAGAUCCUCACCACGCCCCAGCUGCACUACCUGACCCGCUGCGUCAACACCGAGGGCACCCCCAAGGCCUACGGCGAGGUCAGCGAGGCCGGCUACUACAACAAGCUGUCAGAGGCCUUUGUCCGCGCGCUGCGGGGCAGACAGGUCCAGGGCCAGCUGGUUGUCGACUGUGCCAACGGCGUGGGGGGCCCCAAGCUCUCCGAGCUCCUCAAGAUCAUUCCCAAGGACAAGACUGGCUUCAACGUCAAGGUUGCCAACGACGAUGUGCUGCGCCCCGAGGUCCUCAACCUUGAUUGUGGUGCCGACUUUGUCAAGACGAAGCAGCGAGCUCCCCCGAACGUCAAGCCCGCCGCCGACACCCGAUACUGCUCCCUCGAUGGCGACGCAGACCGUCUGAUCUACUACAUGGCCGACCCCGAGGCCGGCUUCUUUAUGCUUGACGGAGACCGCAUCUCGUCCCUCAACGCUUCCUUCAUCGGCGACCUUGUCCGCUCUGCUGGCCUGGAGGAUGACAUUCGGAUUGGAGUCGUCCAGACCGCCUACGCCAACGGCGCCAGCACUACAUACAUUGAGAAGAACCUGCAGCUCCCUGUAGUCUUCACCCCUACUGGUGUCAAGCACCUGCACCAUGCGGCCUGCCAGUUUGAUAUCGGUGUCUACUUCGAGGCCAACGGCCACGGAACCGUUGUCUUCUCCCAGGAGGCUCUUCGUGUCUUCCGAGAGAAGCAGCCCCAGUCACCGGCCCAGAAGGAUGCUCUUGAGACGCUGGCUGCUGUCGGCGAUCUGAUCAACCAGACCGUCGGCGAUGCCAUCUCAGACAUGCUCAUGGUGGAGGUCAUUCUUGCCCACAAGGGAUGGUCCCUUCAGGACUGGGCCACUACAUACACUGACUUGCCCAACCGCCUUGUCCGCGUCGAGGUCGCCAACAAGGACAUCUUCGAGGCCACCGACGCUGAGCGACGCCUCAGCCACCCUCCUGGUGCCCAGGACGAGAUCGACCAGUGCGUUAGGAAAUACACUACGGCUCGCUCCUUUGCCCGUGCCAGUGGCACUGAAAAUGCCUGCCGUGUGUAUGCCGAGGCUGCUACUCGACACGAGGCUGAUGAGCUGGCCAACAAGGUGGCCAACAUCAUCAAGCAGUUUGGCUCAUAG